Phanerochaete carnosa HHB-10118-sp is the source of this 486-nucleotide messenger RNA. RefSeq lists its product as uncharacterized. The record is from RefSeq and is a predicted model, not a curated record. The transcript has 4 exons. The coding region runs from base 1 to 486 and encodes 161 amino acids. NCBI's taxonomy places the organism in Eukaryota, Fungi, Basidiomycota, Agaricomycetes, Polyporales, Phanerochaetaceae.
AUGGAUAACACGAUGGGCGAGCCCGACGAGCAGACAAAGCGCUACAUCGACCUCAUGAUCAAGCUCUUCUCCCACGAACACAUCGCAUCCUCACCCGCUUCAACCUCCACAUCAUGCCUCCACAUCAUCCUCGACCUGCCCCUCUUGCUGGACAACCCCGGCAGGGACUACGCGGCCCAAUGGACCGAGACUGAGGAGAACGAGGGCGACUACACGGGGAAGCACACGCACGCGAUGAUGUGGUCCGAGCGGAUCCAGAACAUGUCACUGGAGGGCGUGGGCAUGGGCGCGGACGUGGGAGAGUUGCCACCUCUGCAGCUUCUUCUCGCCAGGCACCAGGUAUCAGAAGCGUCUCAGAAUGAGCCGGCCAACAUCAGCAACUCACCUGUUGCAUCUCCCGUCUUGCCCGAGCAGUCAGCUACACCUGCCAGUGAGCGCCUUCACAAACCUCUAGCCCUGCUGUCCAUACUUAAGCCUGAAGCUUGA